AUGUUACAUUUACAACCUAGUAAUUUACUGAUUCAAAAAACGUUUACAGAGGCCCUUGAGGCCAAUAGUACUGGUUCACCAUUAACCUUUGAUCGUAUCAUCUCUGAUUUUGAUUAUACAAACUUCCAUGUCUCAAAUGAUCCAGAGAAUAAAGGUUUAUUAUUUUUAAGUGUUAAAACCAAAGCUUGGCAAUCCAUUUUGACAUGUGACAAUGGUUCACAAGGUGUCUUACCAUACUUGGCCGCUAAAUAUACAAAGUUACCAGGUAUUACAGUGGCUGGUGGUGCUGAAGCUGGAUAUGAUUAUACUUUGGCCAUCGAUCUUUCUCAAUUGACUUAUGAAACUAUUGUUCAAUUGUCCUUAUUAAAGACAAGCAUCAUGAGUUAUCCAUUUUUCUUAGCGUUCCAAGAAUUUGCAACUUUAAGUGCGAACAAUCCAACUACAACUACAGUGACUGUUGGUAGAUUCAAUGAAGAAACUGGUAACGUAUCUUCAAUUGAUGUCUCUAGUACAUUGUAUACCAUUCAAUAUCGUGAUAAUGAAAAUAUGUUUAUUAAACCUUCAAAUGAUCGUAUCACUGUAAUCUUUGAAACAUUCUUUCAAGAUGAAACUGAUAAAGUAUUCGGUAAAGUUUUCCUUCAAGAAUUUGUUGAUGCUCGUAAGAGAAAUCGUGAUAUCCAAAGUGCACCUCAAGUGAUAUUCUCCACAGAACCACCAUUAGAAUUACAAAAUCAUUUACCAAAAGGUAAUGAAGUAGGAGAUGAAGCAUCAAAACGUUUUAUUACAUUUGUUUUAUUCCCACGUCAUUUUGCUAAUGAAGAAUUACAAUUCAAGACAGUAUCACAAUUAACAUUAUUCAGAAAUUAUUUCCAUUAUCAUAUUAAAUGUUCUAAAGCUUAUAUGCAUUCAAGAAUGAGAUACCGUGUAGAUACAUUUGUUAAAGUUUUGAAUAGAGCCAAGGUUGACGAAGAUGAGGACGAAAGUGGUGGGAAUAGUAAUGAAACAAAGAGAACUAUUACAGGUAGAAAGAUGGUUUAUUAA
Maudiozyma saulgeensis is the source of this 1041-nucleotide messenger RNA. Lineage: Eukaryota; Fungi; Ascomycota; Saccharomycetes; Saccharomycetales; Saccharomycetaceae. The record is from the annotation of a GenBank genome assembly.